This is a messenger RNA of Colletotrichum navitas, 2286 nucleotides long. Its product is annotated as glycosyl hydrolase family 3 N terminal domain-containing protein. Gene Ontology annotation, molecular function: beta-glucosidase activity. NCBI's taxonomy places the organism in Eukaryota, Fungi, Ascomycota, Sordariomycetes, Glomerellales, Glomerellaceae. The coding region runs from base 1 to 2286 and encodes 761 amino acids. The record is from RefSeq and is a predicted model, not a curated record. Gene Ontology annotation, biological process: glucan catabolic process. The transcript is spliced from 4 exons.
AUGGUCAAGACGUUGAUCUCCACGCUGGCUGCGGCCCUUGCGGGUCUCACGCUUUGCGCCGCUCAGGCCAAAGAGGCCGACCCCUAUUAUGGACAGAGCCCUCCGGUGUAUCCGUCACCUGUCGGCAAUGGAACCUCCAACGACGCGUGGGCCUCGGCCUAUCAACGCGCAAAAUCACUCGCCGCCCAGAUGACAGUUGAGGAGCUGGCCAACUUCACCCACGGCUGGCCAGGUCUCUGCACAGGCAACACCGGUUCCGUGCCCCGCCUCGGCGUCAAGCCUAUGUGCCUCCAAGAUGGGCCUGACGGCGUCCGCGCCCAGGAGUUCGUCUCCGCCUUCCCCUCGGGCAUACACCUCGGCGCCACGUGGGAUCGCAACCUCUCUCAUGCCUACGGGUUGGCUCUCGGCGCCGAGUUCCGCGGCAAGGGCAUCAACGUCGGCCUCGGCCCCGUCGGCGGUCCCCUGGGACGCAUCGCCCGUGGCGGGCGCAAUUGGGAAGGGCUCUCCAACGACCCCUACCUUGCAUCUGUUGGCGUUGGCGGCAUCACCAAGGGUAUGCAGGAUGCUGGCACCAUCGCCUGUGCAAAACAUUGGCUGCUCAACGAGCAGGAAUACCGCCGCAACCCCGACGCGGCGGGCGAGGCCGUCUCUUCCAAUGUUGAUGAUAGGUCUCUUCAUGAGCUAUAUGUCUUCCCCUUCAUGGACGCUAUCCACAAUGGUGCUUCCGCGAUCAUGUGCAGUUAUAACAGAGCGAACAACUCGUAUGGUUGUCAGAACUCGAAGCUGCUCAACGGAGUCCUAAAGACAGAGCUUGGCUUCGAAGGUUUCGUGGUUAGUGACUGGUACGCUCAACAUUCCGGCGUUGCGUCUGCAAACGCCGGCCUCGACCUCGUCAUGCCCAACACGGCCUCUUGGGGUUCCUCUCUUGUCGAGGCCGUCAACAACGGCAGCGUCACCCGCGAGCGGAUCGAGGACAUGACCACCCGCAUCCUGGCCGCGUGGUACUACGUCGGCCAGGAUGGCGAAGAUUAUCCCGCCGUGGGCGCCUACUCCAACCUCCAGAAGCACGCACCCGUCGACGUGCAGAACGGGCACAAGGCUAUCAUUCGCGAGAUCGGGGCUGCUGGAACCGUGCUUGUCAAGAACGUUAACGGCACACUGCCGCUCAAGAGCCCCAAGUUCCUCAGCGUUUUCGGGUACGACGCCACAGUUCCCGGUACGCCGUGGGCCGAUCCCAGCUACGGCCCUAGCUUUGGAACCGUGCUAGGGAACGUGCUCAACGGUACGCUCAUUUCUGGAGGUGGUUCUGGGACCACGACCCCGCCGUACGUGAUCAGCCCCUUCCAGGCCAUCCAAGAGCGUGUUAUCGCAGACGGCGGCGUGGUCAAAUGGGAUUUCUACUCGGAGAAUCCGCAGCCCGUCUACGUCAACUCCGAGGCUUGCCUGGUGUUCAUCAACGCAUGGUCUGCGGAGGGGUACGACCGCAGCAGUCUCUCGGACCAAUUCAGUGACAACUUGGUCAACAAUGUCGCCGCUAGCUGCCCCAACACCAUCGUUGUGCUGCACUCUGCUGGGACGCGAGUAGUCGACGCCUGGGCCGACCACCCCAACGUGACUGCGAUCCUCUUUGCCGGGCUUCCCGGACAGGAGUCUGGCCACUCUCUCACCGACAUCCUCUACGGCGACGUCAACCCCAGCGGUAGACUCCCCUACACCGUCGCGCACGCUGAGUCCGACUUUGGCGCCCUCGGCAACUCAAGCGUCGACCCGAGCCCGUUCCCACAGGAUGACUUCUCUGAGGGCCUAUUCGUCGACUACCGCGCCUUCGACCGCGACGGCAUUGCGCCGCGGUACGAGUUUGGCUUCGGUCUGUCCUACACGACGUUCGAGUACGCUUCGCUCUCGGCGUCGCCCGUGGGCAAGCCAGUGGCUGGGGUCCCCGACCCCUCCGUGGCGAUCGUGCAGGGCGGGCACCCGGCGCUGUGGGAGGAUGUCUACGUCGUCUCAGCGCAGGUGAAGAACACGGGUGGCCUGGCGGGCCACGAGGUCGCGCAGCUGUACGUCGGCAUCCCCGUCGAGGGGACCCCGGCGAGACAGCUGAGAGGCUUCGAGAGGGUGUACAUCGAGGCGGGCGGGAGCGCGACAGUUGAGUUCCGGCUGACAAGGCGGGACCUGAGUGUGUGGGACGUCGUCGCGCAGCAGUGGCGCCUGGCGGAGGGGGAGUACGACGUCUUUGUGGGGGCGAGCAGUCGGGACUUGAGACUUAAUGGCACGUUUACGAUUUAA